This is a messenger RNA of Anopheles darlingi, 1561 nucleotides long. It is a transcript of the gene VhaAC45, whose product is annotated as V-type proton ATPase subunit S1. The record is from RefSeq and is a predicted model, not a curated record. Gene Ontology annotation, cellular component: proton-transporting V-type ATPase complex. The transcript has 2 exons. Lineage: Eukaryota; Metazoa; Arthropoda; Insecta; Diptera; Culicidae. The coding region runs from base 249 to 1439 and encodes 396 amino acids.
UGCGGUUAAGUGCUUAAAAGAGCAGCUGUACCAAAUAGUAAAUUAUUUGUGGGCCAAUAUUCGAUUAAUUAAAUGAAAUUACUAACUUUGGUCACCCUCCAAAUCCAAACAUCAAACCUUGACGAGUAGAGCGUGACGUCACGUGUUGUUGUGUCACGGGAUCACGGUUCGUCAGGUGGUUUUUUCGGUCAGAAGUUUCUCGUGACUUCAUUUUUUAACACAUUCCCGGAUAGUUCCACGGCUGGAGAAUGGCCAAGUUGGGUGUCUUGUUCCUGUUGCUGGCAAUCGCCUGCUUCGGCGGUGUUUUUGCUGAAAAUGUUCCCGUGUUCGUUUGGGGCAAACCUUCUGUUACAUACGUUCCAGCGCUGACUCGUUACACCAGCUCGGAGUUUGCCGCCCUGGUCGAUGCGCAGAUUGACGAGAACACCUUCACGAUCGUGUUCGCGGAGGAAAGCCUUUCGACCGAAGAUCUGAGCCAGUGCCGCCUGAAAACGCAGACCUGCUUCAAGAAUCUGCAGAAAAUCGAGCGCAAAUCGUACCUGCCGAGCGUAGAGGAACCGUUGAGCGUGCUGGAUGGCAGCAACGCCCAGAGCGUGCAGCUGCAGGCUGAUGGUUCGCUAAGCGAGCGCAUUGUACCGCAGGCGGGUGGCAUUGUGGUCGUGAACUUGUCCAUUGGCGAUUACGCAUCACAUGAUACCCUGAUCGAUGCUCUGUUCAACCGCUUGCGUAACGAACAUCCCAACAUACUGGCCAUCUACACCGGCAAAACUCCUUCCUUCAGCUACUCGACGCUCGUCCGCAAAACACGCCAAGCCGAUGCGCGCCAGGAUGAGGUCGAACCGGAAUUGCAGAUACUGAACACGACCGGUUUCCUGAUUGCGUACGAAACGUUCGAGUAUGGUGCAGCCGAUGGAGCCACACCGUUGACGACGGCCAAGUUCGAUAAUGUUGUGCGUGUAGCCGAUAACUCGAGCGACUCGGCCGAACAACCCACGCUGCACUUUAAGCUGACUGGCGCUGGUGCGACGGUCGACUUGUUCUUCCUGCUCACGCAAGGCUCCUGGGAGAUCACCGGAGUGCGGUUCAACGAGAAGGAAUACUAUCUCCGCAAUCGCGUACACAUUAAUCAGCACUUCUCGUACCACUGCAUCCACUGGGAGUACUACACGACCGAUCUAAACGAGAAGAUCGUGUUCAACGAGGUGCAGUUGCAGCCGUUCUUUGCUAAUGAAGAAGGCGUCGUAGCCACCCCGGAUCGAUUUGGUGACUCGUGGGACUGCGUUGGCUUCACCAGCGGUGGCAUUCUGUCCGGUCUGUUCUUGAUUCUUAUCUUCAUCAUCAUCGGCUCGUACGGAAUUUCCUGGAUGAUGGACAUCCGUACAAUGGAUCGCUUUGAUGAUCCGAAGGGCAAAACGAUCAUUGUUAAUGCAGCGGAAUAGAAAGGCCCCCUUCCGCGACUUCCGGGGUCGCUGUUGUAGCACAAACGGCCUAGAGUUGACUCGCGUUUAGUUUGUUUACCGAAUGUUAAACCGAAAUAAACAAACAUAUUGGCAAAUUAGAA